AUGACUUCCUUGUAUCAUCUCAAUGGCUCUCUGCAGCCUUUUGCAAAACUACUUUUUCUUCCCGCUGCCGUUUUGAUAUCAAUCUGGGUCGUCACCACUACUGCAAAGAAAUGGAUGCGCCAUCGCAGACAGCACUUGCAAGCUGCCAAGGCUGAGAUAGUACCACCUGAAAAAGUGCUAGCCAUUGAGCCUUUACAUGACUUUGACUGGAAGACUGCACCCAGGCGUCAGUUACGGCCAUUCAAACCAACAUAUCACAUAACGAUGGCUAUUCGAGCAGAUACACCAUCAGAACUCAUCACAAUUGACGAAGACUACCUCGACCGCGUUACACAUCGACGAAGCAUUAUCGCCACUCAUGGAUCUACCGUUCAUGGCUGCACCCCAGAAGGUGAUGCCGCUGUGCGCGAGCUUUACACCUAUCUCCUAUCUGAACAGCUCCCCAAGCGCUUCCCGACCAUCUUCAAACUCUCCAAGGACAACUCCAUGUGCGAGAAUCUCGCUACGGGAAUGUCCUUCCCCACACUGCCCGAAGGCAACAUGGAUGCGGCGCUGCGCGUACUCGGCGAGACUGUCGAAGAAGAUCUCUUCUUGUUGCAGGAGACCCCAGAAGGCCACCGCUCGGUUGCAUUCAUGUGUUGCUUUCCAUCGGGAUUCGAUCCCUCGUCUAAGCUUGGUAAGACACUUGUGGAGAUCCAUGCACCUGUGCCGUCGUAUGAGAAGAUCGGUUCUAGUAUGGAGAAGUUCUUUGCAAAGCUGGAAGUAGGAAAGAGUGUCAAACGAACAAACUGGUCCGUACAAACUCAUACAGAGCUGUUCAACUGCCAGGGCAACCACAUAACUGGCAAUGACAAGUACGAGAAUGAUGAAGAUGUCGACAUUGAAAAGACUUUCCUUCGCAUAGAGCUCCAAACCCUGACUCGUCUACCCAAGACACGAGCAAUCCUUUUCUCUUUCAAGACUUAUCUCUACCCUGUCCGUCAGAUCAAGGACGAGGGUCUCGGGCCUGCUUUUGCCGAUGCUAUUGAGGGACUUGCCAAGGGGAAUGCUCCCGGCAUGUGGACAUACAAGAGCGCGGUACGAUGGGGAAGCAGUGUAAUUACUUAUUUAAGAUCAUGA
Messenger RNA from Fusarium mangiferae, 1119 nucleotides. RefSeq lists its product as uncharacterized. The coding region runs from base 1 to 1119 and encodes 372 amino acids. The record is from RefSeq and is a predicted model, not a curated record. The transcript is spliced from 5 exons. Lineage: Eukaryota; Fungi; Ascomycota; Sordariomycetes; Hypocreales; Nectriaceae.